AUGGCAGGACAGGAUUUAUUUACAGCUGAACUUGAUGCUUUAGAAAAGCACCGCCGGCAGCUGGACAGUGAAAAUGAGCAGCUGCAGGAGUCGGUGGAAAGCUUGAGGAUAAAAUUCCAGCGCCUCAACAGCAGACGGAUUGAAAAUGCAAGAAGCUGGCAGAAGCAGAAGGAGAUUCUUGAAAGACAACAUGAAUAUAGUAAAAAUCUGAUAAGGUCCAUUAAGAUGAACUUUGAAGAAACAAGUGGACCAGCUGAGUGGUUAAAAUGUGAUCGUAAUGACAUAGCACAGCUAAGCGUGGUCCUUCAGCAGACACGAAACACUGAAAGAGAAAAUGUAGAGGACUCAUUUACUGACAAGUCCAAAGAACUUAAUGAGCUUAAAGCUGACCACGAAGAGCUUCAGGACGAGAUCAGUGCUUUGAAUGCAAAGCUUCAGAGCAUUAAUGCCAGGAUGGCAAAAGAAACCAAGAAUGUCCGGCCAAGAGAAAAGAGCCCUGACAAAACCCCUGAUAAGAGCCCUGAUAAGGGGUCUCUUCAGGGCUCUUAUCAGGAUAAGACCCCUGAUAAAACCCCUGACAAGACCCCUGAUAAGAGCCCUUGUGAGACCCCUGAUAAGAGCCCAGAUGAAACCACUGAUAAGACCCCUGAAGAAAUCCCAAAACCGACGUUGCUCAAAUGAGUUGGACAUAUUUUGAUCAAUAUGUACCAAUCUGGAAUGCUGAGAUACUGGGUGCCACCGUGGAUUUUUUGAACUGAACUUCUACCUUUAUUAUUUAUUAAUCCAGCACUUUGUCUCUUUUUAUUUUCCUCCAUGGGGUGGGGAGAGGUUCAUCUGAGGACUUGAGCAAGCACUGGAAAGUCUUGAACGGAGCUCACUUCUUGAAAUGAGAUGAAGAGAAGUAAUUGUGUCAUCAUCCACAAAACUGUGUACUGCAGCUAAGUUCUGAUGCCAAGGAUUAGCAGCGGAUAAGAGGAAUUUUAACUUAACUUUCUUUCCUGCGGCAGUCUUUACAUCAGGACACAUAAAAGAAGUAUUUUCAAACUGCUCAAAAUAAUACAAAUAAUUAUGACCAUUACACAUUUCAAAUAGCUAACCUCAUUAAAUGCAAUUGUGUAGCGAAAUUACUAUUCUUCAAUGGUUUUCA
This is a messenger RNA of Gambusia affinis (western mosquitofish), 1147 nucleotides long. RefSeq names its product immunoglobulin G-binding protein H-like. The transcript has 2 exons. The coding region runs from base 1 to 681 and encodes 226 amino acids. Lineage: Eukaryota; Metazoa; Chordata; Actinopteri; Cyprinodontiformes; Poeciliidae. The record is from RefSeq and is a predicted model, not a curated record.